AUGCGGAACCUUCUGGUGUCAUGGUGUCUGCUUCUCUGCACCGCGCUUCUGGCCUACGCCGCCCCGGUGAACAUCGACGCGAUCGACAAAACCACGUACGACAACCUGGUGAAGUACGCCAAGUUCGCUGCGGCCGCGUACGAGACGAACAGCAAGUGCAAGAAGCCGCUGGGCCUCGGUGUCGAUAAUGGUCCAGCGUUGAGGUUUGACCUCAAUGGCACCCAAGGAUACCUUGUCAUCGACGACAAGGCGAAGGAGGUUAUCCUCUCUUUUGAAGGGACUUUCUCCCCUAAGGAUAUCUUAACUGAUAUUCAAUUUUGGCGCACUGCCCUCAAAACCGCGUCCUAUAGCGACCCUAAGGCCUCCGUUCAUGCUGGCUUCCAGAAGGCCUGGCUUGUCAUCGAGAAAACCAUCAUGGACACCGCGGCGAGAUUCGUGAAGGAGAAGAAAGGCUACAAAUGGACAAUCGUUGGCCAUUCUCUCGGUGGCGCUAUUGCCGAGUAUGCGUCUCUCGCCAUCAAAGCGAAAUACCCCGAUCUCAAACUCACGGAGUAUACAUACGGUGCGCCCAGAGCUGGUAACGAUGUAUGGGUGAAGGAUUUAGAGAAAGUCGUCGGUGCAAACAACAUCUACAGAGAUAUUGUUCCAACCAUGCUGGGACAUUGGCUAGGAUACAAACACCCCGGCACCGAAUACUGGCAAUUCAAAGAACCAUCAAGUCCCGAGAACGUCAAGAAAUGCCAAGGUGGAGAAGAUCCUUCUUGCAGCUCACAAUACCACAUUGCCGGGCUCACCAUCAGCUUCGACCAUAUGGCCCAGUUCGGUGUUUCAUUCUGGACGAACCCUCUCAAGCCAGAGAAGUCGCUCUGCCCGGUGGGUUGA
Molecule: messenger RNA, 882 nt
Organism: Pleurotus ostreatus (oyster mushroom)
Lineage: Eukaryota; Fungi; Basidiomycota; Agaricomycetes; Agaricales; Pleurotaceae
Exons: 10
Coding region: 1-882 (293 amino acids)
Biological process (GO): lipid metabolic process
Source: RefSeq, a predicted model, not a curated record